Aureobasidium subglaciale EXF-2481 is the source of this 1010-nucleotide messenger RNA. RefSeq lists its product as uncharacterized. Lineage: Eukaryota; Fungi; Ascomycota; Dothideomycetes; Dothideales; Saccotheciaceae. The coding region runs from base 402 to 1010 and encodes 202 amino acids. The transcript has 2 exons. The record is from RefSeq and is a predicted model, not a curated record.
AGAAACGUCGACAGGCAUCCACGAACGAACGGACAAGGAGUCAAGCAGAUCCAAACGUGCAACACAAGCUCGGAUGAAGCGGCUCUUCUCGUGAGAAGAUGACCCAAGAUUCUUCUGUGGAGCAGAGUGGCUUGGCGAGUACAGCCACAAAAAUUGACAGCCCGGCGGAACCUGUGCCUUACCAAUCUCCAAGCGUGUUCGGUCCAUUUUGCACGACAGACGUGUUGACGAGACAGAUGUGCUAGUAAUACGCUGCCAAGGCAGGAUGAGGAGCGCGUAUCCUUGGGUAGGCAUCCCCUUGCUCCCCUCUACCCCUCAUGUCAUAAGAAGCUCAAAUCCCUCCCAACCCGAACUCGCGUGACACCAUUCUGCUUACCCAAAUUUUCGGAAAGAACUCAAACAUGUCCAUCGUCAAGAGACCCACCAUCAAAACCAGAAGGAUCUCCUCCUCGCCUUCACCACCCGGAAGUCCACACCCGGCUUACGACCCCAUUCGGAUGGAAGCGGUGGACCACCUGAGCAUCACCUCUGCAGUGCCUCUUUCAAUCAAGCAGGUCGACCUGGACGGUUACGACAUUGUUCCUCCAGUGCCAGCAUACCACAAUACCUUUGAAUUGCCUCGCUCCGAUUCCUACAAUUUCCAAGAACUUCAGGAUGACAUUUCAAAAGCCAUCGCAGCACAAAACAACUUCCCUCACCGUCGCAUAGAGGCAAAACGUGACUACUACUUCAAACUCUCUGCACACUACAGGCGCCAUACCGACGAGAAGCGUCAAGAUGUGCGCGUCACAUUACAAAACUGGAAUGAGCUCCGGUUACUGCUGUUGAGCAACGAUGUGCAUGUCGCUAAGCUCUGGAGUAAAAAUGGCAACUACGAGGAUCUCAUGCAUCGCUAUGCCAAAUUACCACAACGCCAGGCACCACAGCCUAUGCAUACGAAACUCGGCACUUGGAAACAUGAUCCGAGCCUCUUCUCUGUGAGAAAGAAUAUUGGAUUUCGAAGCACCUGA